GCAGCGGCCAACUUCCGGCGCGCUGUGGCGGGCGGGCGAUGGCGGCGCAGUUCCGCAGCUACGUGUGGGACCCGGCGCUGAUCCUGGCGCAGAUGGUGCUGCUGCAGGCGGGCUACUACAGCUCGCUCGGGCUCUGGCUCGCCCUGCUCGGCACCCUGGGCAGCACCGGGCCCUCCCUACACCAGGUCUUCAGCGACGAGAUUUUAGGCUUCUCAACCCCACCUGGGAGGCUCUCCAUGAUGGCUUUCAUCCUCAAUGCACUCACCUGUGCUCUGGGCUUGCUGUACUUCAUCCGCCGAGGAAAGCAGUGCCUGGAUUUCACAGUCACGGUUCACUUCUUCCACCUUCUGGGCUGCUGGAUUUAUAACUCGCACUUUCCCUCGACUCUAACAUGGUGGCUGGUGCACAUUGUGUGCACUGCACUGAUGGCUGCUAUUGGGGAGUACCUCUGCAUGAGGAUAGAACUCAGAGAAAUCCCCCUCAGUUCUGCCCCUAAAUCCAACGUAUAGACUCGCUCUGGCAACAACAUGCUGCAUUAUGUCAUUGUUUCCAGCACAAGUGCAUCUAAUGCCUGAGAACCAUCACUGAAGAAGCACAGCAGGUCUGUUUAGACUUGUUUUUUUUCUUUCGGACCUUGGUGACUGCAUGAGUUUGAACGUCUCCUCCGGCAUCAGCCGACAACAGGGGAGGAGCAGAUGUUUAUUUUGUUAACACAAAGCAUUUAAUAUGACUGUAUGGUGAGUGUGCUCUUAAACUCUUCACUCAUGAGACUGUUAAAGCCAGGUAGCAAAACUUGAUGCAUGAGGAGCAUCUGGAAUUUAACAGAUGUGGGAGUGCCCAGUAUGGGUAAUGCAAUGGUCAGCUCUUCCUGUGGGAGCUGGCGCAGUGAGCGGUGGGGCUGGGAGCUGCUGCUUCUCUAACUUGUUUGGGCUUUGGUUGGAAAAAAAGUCAAGGAAGUGAAUGGAUGGGGAGAAAGAAAAUAGUUGUACUUACCUGAAUCACCAGCUGAGACCCUAGAAACCUAUGUUAGAUGGGUUGGUUUGCUGUUUCCAUGUUUAAUACACGGAGGUGUCAGACAGCAGUUUGCUGAAGAAAUCUUUUAUAAUAAUAAAAAUAUGUUCCUGUGAGUGUGUUACGGUUCUCCUGGGAAGCUGAACACUUCAAGAAAUACCAUGAGCGUCUGUAUCAUGGCAACAGAAGGACGGGGCCAGAGGAGAUGUGGCUGUAAGAUGCCCACUGUCUAGGGCACAUAAAAUUUCCUACAAUAAAUAUUUCAUACCUCUGCUCUGAAAUGAA
Phalacrocorax carbo (great cormorant) is the source of this 1296-nucleotide messenger RNA. Lineage: Eukaryota; Metazoa; Chordata; Aves; Suliformes; Phalacrocoracidae. The record is from RefSeq and is a predicted model, not a curated record.